AUGGCUUGGCAAAGCUUGGGCAACGACGGGAUCUCGAGCUCCUUAGGUGCGCUGCGAAAGGUCUUAUGUGCUACUGCACCCGUGCAUCCGCCACGAAUGCGGCCACCCGCUUGGGCGCGCAACCAGCAAAAGGUCCAGGACAUUCUCUGCUGCAUGUUCCCGGACCUGAUGCGCAACUGUGCUGGCGAGGUGAUCGCCUGGCUCGAAUCCCAAGUGCUUUCCCCGAACGACUUGCAGGUGAUCUCGCAGUCGUGGCAAAGUGUCCGGAGUCUGGCGGUGGAUUUCAGGGCGCUGUUAGCUUUCAGUUGCCAACGCGCUCUUCCCAACGAGGUGGCAGUGAAGGUCAUCGGCUUCCUUAUGCCUCCACAGCUGUCACUCUUGCAGAAGCGCUUGGAGAAGCUAUCCGCGAGGGCGAAGGAUGAGGAGCCAUCAGAGGCGCCAAAAAGAAGCAAAAAAGAAGUGAGAAAAUACAAGAAGCGCAUUAUCAAGCAGGCGCGCAAGGAAGCUUCGCGAACGGGUCGCUGGGCUGAUCUAUGA
Molecule: messenger RNA, 537 nt
Organism: Symbiodinium sp. CCMP2456
Lineage: Eukaryota; Dinophyceae; Suessiales; Symbiodiniaceae
Source: the annotation of a GenBank genome assembly